CAGCCCCGGCGCUAGCGCGGAGGCGGUGCCGGGCGCGGCGCAGCGCGGAGGAUGCUGCGGGAGGGGGGAGCCGCCGCUGCCAGCCCCGGUGCCGGUACCGGGCGGGAGGGUGGCCCUCUGAGACCCCCCCGUUGAGCCCCCCCACCCCAGCCCGGCCAUGGGGGCGCUGACCAGCCGGCAGAACGCAGGGGUGGAGGAGGUGGACGUCCCCGCUAAUUCCGUCUAUAGGUACCCCCCGAAAUCCGGGAGUUAUUUCGCCAACCACUUCAUCAUGGGCGGCGAGAAGUUCGACUCCACGCACCCCGAGGGUUACCUCUUCGGCGAGAACAGCGACCUCAACUUCUUGGGGAACCGCCCCGUGCUGUUCCCUUACGCCGCUCCGCCUCCCCAGGAACCCGUCAAGACCCUCAGGAGCCUGAUCAACAUCCGCAAGGACACCCUGCGCCUCGUCAAGUGCUCGGAGGAGGUGAAGACCCCGGGGGAAGAAGUGAGCAAAGCCAAGGUGCACUACAACGUGGAGUUCACCUUCGACACGGACGCCCGCGUGGCCAUCACCAUCUACUACCAGGCGAGCGAGGAGUUUCACAACGGGGUGGCGAGCUACGUCCCCAGGGACAGCAGCCUGCAGUCGGAGACAGUGCACUACAAGCGGGGCGUGUGCCAGCAGUUCUGCGUGCCCUCCCACACCGUCGACCCCUCCGAGUGGACCGAGGAGGAGCUGGGCUUCGACCUGGACCGGGAGGUGUUCCCCAUGGUGGUGCACGCGGUGGUGGAUGAAGGCGAUGAGCACGCCGGGCACAGCCACGUGCUGCUGGCCACCUUCGAGAAGCACGCCGACGGUACCUUCUGCGUGAAGCCACUCAAGCAGAAGCAAGUGGUGGACGGGGUGAGCUACCUGCUGCAGGAGAUCUACGGCAUCGAGAACAAGUACAACACGCAGGACUCCAAGGUGGCGGAGGACGAGGUGAGCGAUAACAGCGCCUGAGUGCGUCGUCUGCCUGUCCGACGUCCGCGACACCCUCAUCCUGCCCUGCCGCCACCUCUGCCUCUGCAACACGUGCGCCGACACCCUGCGCUACCAGGCCAACAACUGCCCCAUCUGCAGGCUGCCUUUCCGAGCCUUGCUGCAAAUCCGAGCCAUGAGGAAGAAGCUGGGGCCCCUCUCGCCCACCAGCUUCAACCCCAUCAUCGCCUCGCAGACCUCCGACUCCGAGGAGCACUCG
Messenger RNA from Anas platyrhynchos (mallard), 1223 nucleotides. The record is from RefSeq and is a predicted model, not a curated record. Lineage: Eukaryota; Metazoa; Chordata; Aves; Anseriformes; Anatidae.